CCUGACUAUCUUGAGAAGUCCGGCAUAAGCUAAUCCAUGAGGUUCAAUCAGGCUAAGUAAUUGGGGAUGUGUCAACUCUGAAUUACAAUGAGCAGCAGGGAAGGAUUUGUCAGCUGACUAAUCAGGGAUAGUGGUUUUCUUAUAGUGCUGCCACGCUGGUAAUGGAAGCAGCUACAGCUAACGGUAGCUUUGUUUGAUAGAGAUUUUUGGCUGCCGCUUUUCAAGAAGCAGCUCAUAUUUCAUCAAUGUUUCAUUGACAAUUGGAAAAGAAGAGUGUUAUUGUGUGUAGACGAGAUGGCAGAAGCAACUCCCCCGAGAGGCAAGAUGAGGUUCAGAAGGAAUGCGGCUUCCUUCCCUGGGAACUUACACUUGGUAUUGGUUCUACGUCCAACCAGUUUUCUUCAACGAACUUUUACAGACAUUGGAUUUCGAUUUAGUCAGGAAGAUUUCAUGCUCAAACUACCGGUUGUUAUGCUGAGCUCAGUUAGUGAUUUGCUGACAUACAUUGAUGACAAGCAAUUAACCCCCGAGUUAGGCGGCACCUUGCAGUACUGCCACAGUGAAUGGAUCAUCUUCAGAAAUGCUAUAGAAAAUUUUGCCCUCACUGUGAAAGAUAUGGCUCAAAUGUUACAAUCCUUUGGAACCGAGCUAGCUGAGACAGACCUACCAGAAGAUAUUCCUUCAAUAGAAGGAAUUCUUGCAAUUCGUGCUGAAAAGUAUCACCUGUUAAAGAAUGAUAUUACAGCUGUAACCAAAGAAGGAAAAAUUCUGCUAACAAAUCUGGAAGUGCCUGACCCUGAAGUAGCUAUCAGUUCAAGAUUUGAACAUCAGGAGCAAAUAAGUGGUGACUGGCAAACUGUGAAUAAAUUGCUGACUCAAGUACAUGAUAUGGAAAUUGCUUUUGAUGAAUUUUGGGAAAAACACCAACUAAAAAUGGAGCAGUAUCUGCAACUAUGGAAGUUUGAGCAGGAUUUUCAAGAGCUUGUGCGUGAAGUUGAACUUCUAUUAAAUCAACAAGCAGAGUUGGCAGAUGUCACAGGGAAUAUAGCUCAUAUAAAACAAAAAAUAAAACAUUUGGAAAACUUAGAUGAAAAUUCUCAGGACUUGUUAGCAAAGGUCCAGUAUGUGAUUUUACAUGGACACAGACUUACAUCAAAUCACCAUUAUGCACUUGAUUUGAUCUGCCAGAGGUGCACCGAGCUACAUUAUCUUUCUGAUAUUUUGGUUAAUGAGACAAAACACAAACGGAUACAACUCAGCUGGACCUUCGAAAUGCAUAAACGUCUACAGCAGGCUCUUCAAUGCUGUGGUGAAGGAGAAUGUCUUCUAGCUAAUCAGGUAGAUAAGUUUCAGUCUAAAGAAAAUGCUCAGAAAGCCCUCCAAGAUAUCGAACAUUUUCUUGAAAUGGCUCUGCCCUUUAUAAACUUUGCUACUAAAACCCUACAGUAUGAAUUUGAUGUACUUUUAUCCUCUGAACUCAAAAUAAGAGGCUUCUUUUUAAGUAAACACAUUCAAAUUCAGACUGUACAACUCAAGCUUGAAAGCAUUCGAACUGUAUUUGAGAACCAACAAGCUGGUUUCAAGAACCUGAAAUAUGAGCAUGUGAGGCCAAUCCAGUUUGAGGUACCUGCUUCCAACAAAGCGAUCAUACCUAAAGAACCCUUUUUUUCACCUAAACCUGGGAAGAAGACUUGGAAACAAAAUCAGAGCAACUUAAAAAUUGAAGUGGUGCAUGAUUGUCUGGAGAAGAGAAGUUCUGGUCCAUCCUCCAGCUUGAACAAUAACAAUACCUUGGAUGUUUUAAAGAACCAUGUCCUAAAUGAGCUAAUACAGACUGAGAAGAUUUAUGUUCGCGAGCUGUUUACUGUUUUGUUGGGCUAUAAAGCAGAGAUGGAUAAUCCAGAGAUGUUUGAUCUUAUGCCACCUCUCCUGAGAAAUAAAAAAGAUGUUCUCUUUGGAAAUAUGGCAGAAAUAUAUGAAUUCCAUAGCAACCUUUUCAUGAGCAGUCUGGAAAAUUGCAUUGAUGCUCCAGAAAGAGUCGGACUUUGUUUCCUGGAAAGGAAAACUGAUUUUCAGAUGUAUGCAAAAUAUUGUCAGAAUAAACCCAGAUCAGAGGCAAUUUGGAAGAAGUAUUCAGAAUGCGCUUUUUUCCAGGAAUGUCAAAGAAAAUUAAAACACAGACUUGGUCUGGAUUCCUAUUUACUCAAACCAGUGCAACGACUGACUAAAUAUCAGUUACUGUUGAAGGAACUAUUAAAAUAUAGUAAAGACUGUGAAGGAUCUGAACAAUUAAAGGUGGCACUUGACACAAUGCUGGAUUUACUGAAGUCAGUUAAUGACUCUAUGCAUCAGAUUGCAAUAAAUGGCUAUGUUGGAAACUUAAAUGAGCUGGGCAAGAUGAUAAUACAGGGUGCAUUCAGUGUUUGGACUGGACACAAAAAAGGUGCUACAAAAAUGAAGGAUUUUGCUAGAUUCAAACCAAUGCAGCGGCACCUUUUCUUGUAUGAAAAAGCCAUUGUUUUUUGUAAAAGACGUGUUGAAAGUAGAGAAGGCUCUGGUAGAUACCCGUCAUACAGUUUUAAGCGCUCUUUAAAAAUGGAUGAAGUUGGAAUCACUGAAUAUGUAAAAGGAGAUAACCGCAAGUUUGAAAUCUGGUAUGCUGGGAAAGAAGAAAUUUAUAUUGUCCAGGCUUCAAAUAUAGAUGUGAAGAUGAUAUGGUUAAAAGAAAUAAGAAAUAUUUUAUUGAAGCAACAAGAACUUCUGACAGUUAAACAACAACAGCAACGUAAUCAGUUAACUGAACAGGACCAGCUUUCUUCUCAACAGAAUGAUGAGUAA
Myotis davidii is the source of this 2838-nucleotide messenger RNA. RefSeq names its product MCF.2 cell line derived transforming sequence (gene MCF2). NCBI's taxonomy places the organism in Eukaryota, Metazoa, Chordata, Mammalia, Chiroptera, Vespertilionidae. The record is from RefSeq and is a predicted model, not a curated record. Gene Ontology annotation, cellular component: cytoplasm. Gene Ontology annotation, biological process: dendrite development; intracellular signal transduction. Gene Ontology annotation, molecular function: guanyl-nucleotide exchange factor activity.